Chelonoidis abingdonii (Abingdon island giant tortoise) is the source of this 1164-nucleotide messenger RNA. RefSeq names its product ORAI calcium release-activated calcium modulator 2 (gene ORAI2). Gene Ontology annotation, cellular component: membrane. Lineage: Eukaryota; Metazoa; Chordata; Testudines; Testudinidae. Gene Ontology annotation, molecular function: store-operated calcium channel activity. The record is from RefSeq and is a predicted model, not a curated record. Gene Ontology annotation, biological process: store-operated calcium entry.
GCGGCUCCGGCGCAGUCGGCGGGGCUGAGCGGAGCCGCCUGGGCAGCGUCUGCCCCCGCCGCGCAUUGCUUUCAUCAUGAGUUCCGAGCUAAAUGUCCCAGCGGAUCCUGCCACUCCUGCUUGCGGCUCUGAACCUGGCACAAAGGGCAUGGAUUAUCGGGACUGGGUCCGCCGUAGCUAUCUGGAAUUGGUCACUUCGAAUCAUCACUCUGUUCAGGCCCUCGCGUGGAGAAAACUGUACCUGAGCCGAGCCAAGCUCAAAGCUUCCAGCAGAACGUCUGCUUUGCUCUCUGGAUUUGCUAUGGUUGCCAUGGUGGAGGUGCAACUAGAGAUGCAGUAUCAGUACCCCCAAAUGCUGCUAAUUGCGUUCAGUGCCUGCACAACAGUGCUGGUAGCAGUUCAUCUCUUCGCCCUUCUCAUUAGCACCUGUAUACUACCUAACGUGGAAGCGGUGAGUAACAUACACAACCUAAACUCCAUCAGCGAAUCCCCACACGAACGCAUGCAUGUCUACAUAGAGCUGGCCUGGGGUUUCUCCACAGUCUUGGGAAUCCUCCUUUUCCUCGCUGAGGUGGUGCUUCUGUGCUGGAUAAAAUUUCUGCCUGUGGACUCCAUUAUGAAAAACGAGACUUCCAUCGUUCAAAAGCCCAGUGGCCAUGUGGGCUGGCAAGCAGCUCUGGUCUCCACAAUCAUCAUGGUCCCAGUGGGUCUGAUUUUUGUUGUUUUCACCAUUCACUUCUACCGUUCUCUGGUGCGGCACAAAACGGAGCGACAUAACCGGGAGAUUGAAGAGCUUCACAAACUGAAAGUGCAAUUAGAUGGACAUGACAGAGGGUUGCAGGUAGUGUGACAGAGGAACAGAGAUCUGUUUCAAAGCAAAUCAUUUUGCUCAGGAUAAGAGCAAAAUAAACAUUUUGCUAAUAGGAGCAACCCAAACCAGACCAAUUAUGGAUUAUUUGGGGGUCUAACAAUCUAACAUGCAAAUUGCCUGAUUUAUAGGGCAAUGGGUUCUAUUGCUUUUCCAGACUAAUGGGGUCUCUGGCCUAUUUCUAGUGCUGCACGAUUGUGUACUUAAGUUGAUACUGCCAUACAGUUAAAAACCAAAACUUUACCUACUUUAACAUUAUGUUCCGGAGAGUGGUUUCCAAAUUGUUAUAUUUUAAC